GAGAGCGCCUGCGCGACCGUCGGUUGAGGGGGAGGUUGGGUCUGGGAAACUAGGCCCUGGGGUUUUCCCUGAGCAGGAGCGGUGCCCGAGGGCCUCAGGUACGCAGAAGGGCAGGGAGACAGAGGGUCAGCACCUCCUAAGGGCCCGAAGGGCAGGAGAGAGAGAGGACUUGCCCCAGAGGCGGAGUCCGUAGUGGGGGCGCCCCAGUUGACCCUUCGGGACAGAACGUGACUUCAGCCUUAAGGAUCUAAAACCGGCUGCAGCCAGGUCAGGUGGCCCUCAACGCUCAGGCAUCAGUCCAGGCCCUGAAUGGCUGGUCUCCAGCGGUUGGCAUCACAUCUGCCUGUGGGCGUUAUGCUUCCACAUAAUACAACAGAAGCUCCAGGGCCCCACUCAGCCAAGCAAGACUCUUACGAACAAAGUGACUCUUCCCAGCAGUCCUUGAAGGGGCACCUGAAGAAUAAUUUCCAGAAGCAGCUUUUGAGCAACAAAGAGUUGACUCUGGAUAAAGUCCAUACUCACCCCAAAUGGAACACCCACACAAAAGCCCGGAGCUACUCCUAUCCCCACUGUACUGGAAUCAGCCACCAAGAUGCAGGAAGUGAUUUCCAGGGCCAAGGAAAUGGUUUGUUUUACUCAUCAGGCACUCAAUCCUGGUAUCCCAAAGCCAAUAACCAGGACUUUAUCCCCUUUACGAAGAAACGAGUUGGAGUGGACCGGGCGUACCCACUGAAACCCGUGGUCCACAGGAAGUCGUGCAGUACAGGUGAGUCUGGCACUGAUGGGGACCAGAAUGUCUACCCAAGGCCCCCUGAACUGAGAGAGUUUUCAUCCAGGAACUUUGAUGUGAGGAACCAGAUCAACUUUUCUGUGGUUGAUCCUGUUCUUGCUGCCAUGCAGGCGGAGAAGGCCUUGGCAAACUUGGACAGGAUGGAGUGGGUGCAGAUCCGAAGACUAGAAGCUGCAGGGGAGAGCUUAGAGGAGGAAAUCCGAAGAAAGCAGAUUCUCCUGAGGGGAAAGCUGAAGAAGACAGAGGAGGAACUCAGAAGGAUCCAGACGCAAAAGGAACAGGCCAAGGAAAAUGAAAACAGAGAGCUACAGAAAAUUAUAUUCCCCAGGAGCAGAGUUAAAGGUAAUAACAGCAACACCACGCACAAAACUGUCUUCUCCCCAGAAUUUGAUUUUGAGGAAGAAUUUAGUAGAGACAGGAGAGAGGAUGAAACUUGGGGACGGUCUCAACAAAAUUCGAGUCCAUUCCAGCUCUCUGAUUAUAGAAUCCAGAGACUCAAAAGGGAAAGGCUGGUAGCAAGCAAUAACAAAAUUCGAGACCGAGUCUCAGAGCCGUCGAUGGAGAAGUUCUCCCCGCCUUCAGAAACACCAGGCGGUGCUUUGCAGGGAUCUGCCAGAAAUUCCAGCCUGUCCAUGGCACCAGACUCCUCAGGUUCCAGCGGCUCCACUGAAGAGCCACAACUGGGUGAGUGCAGCCACUGUGGGCGAAAAUUCCUCUUGUUCAGGCUGGAGAGACACUCCAACAUCUGCAGCAGGAUGCAGGGUUCCAAGAGGAAAGUGUUUGACUCCUCCAGGGCCCGGGCUAAGGGCACAGAACUAGAGCAGUACUUGAACUGGAAGGGGCCAGCUUCAGCCAAGGCUGAACCUCCUCAGAAGAACAACUGGAGACAGAAGCACGAAUCUUUUAUCCAUACGCUCCGCCAGGCUCGAGAGGUCCAGCAGGUAACUGCCAAAGGUGAAAACCGUUCACACUUGCCUCCCAUCCUGCCUGCAGAAAACCCGGACUACAUUCAGUGUCCUCACUGUAGCCACCACUUUGCUCCCAAGGUGGCUGAGCAACACAUUCCCAAGUGUAAGACCAUCAAGAACCGUCCUCCACCUCCAAGGAAGCAUUAUAGUUGAGCAGACAACAAUGGAAACUUUUGGAUAGGUCAGAAAGCUCUGCUUCUCUUCAGCAGUAAAUGGGAGUAGAAUUUGAUGCAAAGCAGAGAGAAAUCAAACAGCUCCCAGAUCUGCCUGCAGAGUUAAAGUCUGUGAGGAGAGAGCCACUGCUAAGCAGCAGGAGGCAGAAGGAAGCCCCAGCUUCCCACUAAAUUACAACCUUGGGCUGGUAAGCUUUAUGUUAUUGCCCUCAGAAUUGACGGGUGAAGACACUGAAGAGUCAUGAGCAGGCUCCAUUAAAGCUCUCUUCUUGCAUGCCUGA
Mandrillus leucophaeus (drill) is the source of this 2212-nucleotide messenger RNA. RefSeq names its product zinc finger, C2HC-type containing 1C (gene ZC2HC1C). Lineage: Eukaryota; Metazoa; Chordata; Mammalia; Primates; Cercopithecidae. The transcript is spliced from 3 exons. The record is from RefSeq and is a predicted model, not a curated record. The coding region runs from base 310 to 1911 and encodes 533 amino acids.